ACUUUCCUAUCAAAAAAUAAAUCUGCCAUGCGGCUCUUGUCUGCAGUUUAUAUUACGAGACAGAGUUAACGCAUCGUCGUCUUAGACAACCGGAAAUCGGAAUGUAUAGGCAAAAUGCCGUAUCUUCAUCCCACAGAAUGGAUCGACAAGGGUCUCUCCAUUGUGGGCCGUCGGACAGGGGUCAUUGCGCUGUUGUUUGUGGGGACGGUGUUAUUGAGUGUCGUCAUCUUUAUUAGUCCCUCCCAUCCGAAGUCAGUGUACCGUUUUGAUAAUAAUGGGAAAACUGCGACAGCCAGCGGAAUCGUUUUGAAUUUUACAUCGGAUCGGCUAUAUUCCAUUCAGCCCAACGUGUGUUCACAAAAUGGCCGGCAUCCGCACCUCGUGCUCUUCAUCCCCUCACGUCCGGGCAACACAGAGGACCGCGCAGCCAUACGGGAAACCUGGGGUAUGCACGCCCGUCUCUGCAACGUCCGCAUCGUCUUCGGCUUCGGCCGCAUCGACUCCACAGAGACGCAGCAUGAAGUGUACGUAGAAAACAGCGUCUACGGGGAUCUCCUGCAGGUGGCCGACGUCCCGGAUGCGUACCGCAGCCAGACCAAGCUUGUGCUGGCGUUUCUAGAAUGGGGCGCGGCCAACUGCCCGGGUGCCCGGUUUAUCGGUAAAGCCGACGAGGAUACGUGGAUCAAUCUGCAUGAAGUGAUGCGGUACUUGGAGAUGCCGCAGGCGGCGUACUCCAUCACCGGGCAUUUCAUUAUCAACGGGACGGUGUUCCGGAAACCGGAAGAGAAAUGGUACUUGACCGUUGAAGAGUACCCCAACGACACGUACCCGCCCUUCCCGCUCGGCCAGUUAUACGUCUUUCCCAAUGAUCUCCUGCCUAGUGUCCUCUCCGCAUCCCAGCGUCUGUCCAUGCACUGGUUGGACGAUGUAUUCAUUGGUGGACAAAUCCCUGCACUGUUGCGCAUCCCGCACCUUCACAUUGCGACACGCGCCCAAUUAAGUGAAGCCAAGAACCUGAUGAAAAACUGCACGAACUCCGGAGGAGCGAAUGCCGUACGUUUCAACUGUGAUUGCGUCGGGCGCGAUUGGGUGAUCAUCCACGAGACACCGGCGGCGGCCAAGCGCGAGAUCUUUUAUGAUCCCUGCAUGAAGAUUUAUCGGCAAUACACGUGUUCAGUGCUUUCGGAACAGUAAAUCAUUGUAUUUUUUGUAUUCCGUAGCAUUAGAUCUGUAGUUCUGUAGUGUAUGUAGUACUCGUACAAAGAUUGUACGAGUAUCUCGUGAAAUGGGAUAAUGGCCUAUGGCUAAUGUGCCGUAGCAACGGUAUUGUUGUUGUCCGUUAUUGUUGCCAUGUCUAGUGUUUAGUUGGUUGUUUGCUGCUGUCCCGAGCGGACAUAAUAAAAGAUUAUGCCGUUCGUUCAAUACAUGACAAUGGCGUGAUAAGGAUGUAGCUUUGUGUCAGAGGGGCGUAUGUGCCCAGAGUGACGACACCACGAGCGGAACGACAGCGAAGGAUGCAGACCACUCCAUCCGAAACAGCGGAUGUCAAAUAUGCUGGAAAGAAGGCCAGAAAGAGGAAAGGUCAGAAGGACGAUCCUAAAGACCGAGUGAAUCCCGUGAUGGAAGCCAGAGUAAUGAAUGGCCAGUGCCAUCCGGAGGAAGCAAUGGAGGAGAGAGUUAUCCUCAAAGUGAAGCCAGAGAUGGAACCGAGAAGAGAGCGGUUGUCCAUCCGAAGGGCGAGAAGAGUGACAUGGAGUUAUCCCGACAGGAUGCCAGUAAAGGGCGUGACCUGCGGAGUGAAAAUGAGUCGUCCGACAGGAAGCCAAUGGAGUAUGGCGUGGCCUGCGGAAGUGCCUCCAUGAAAGCAAGAAAGGAAGGAGAGUGCCAGGAACUGCCGAAGGGCGUUGCCUGUGAAGGACGCAGUGGCGUACCGUACGAGAGCGCAGUGGCGAACUUUUCGGAAGGACCAGCAAAAGGUUGCUAGGGAAGUACGAAAGUUUAAUUGCAGUGACAAGUUGUGGAAGAUUCCUUUGGAAUCUGUUUAUUAUUUUGAGAAUGUCAGUGAGCCAACCGGCUGCCGCUGUCCCCGAUUGUUGUUUCCUCCCACCCUCCCGUCUUCGGAUUAUUGUGGAUGGUGGAUGUCUGCAUAGCUUUUUCUAGAAUGUUCCUUGUGCUACUGUGCUAAUUUUAUGUUUUUAGUACAACAUGCUGUUUUAAGAUGACCUUGCGGCCCGUCUGAUUGGAUUGCCGCAUUCUGUUAGCAUAUUGUGCUUAUUUUGGUCAGAGCCUCAGCCCGACUGGUAGAAGCUUUCUGCCCAUGGUUUAGCUUUUAUUGAAUAAACCUAACCCCCCAUG
Molecule: messenger RNA, 2355 nt
Organism: Paramacrobiotus metropolitanus
Lineage: Eukaryota; Metazoa; Tardigrada; Eutardigrada; Parachela; Macrobiotidae
Product: beta-1,3-galactosyltransferase 5-like
Exons: 3
Coding region: 115-1194 (359 amino acids)
Cellular component (GO): membrane
Molecular function (GO): hexosyltransferase activity
Source: RefSeq, a predicted model, not a curated record